AUGAAGAUGGUCUCCUCCUCGCGCCUCCGCUGCCUCCUCCUGCUCCUCGUCGCGCUCACCGCCUCCAUCAGCUGCUCCUCCGCCGCCCAGAGAGACUCCAAACUCCGCCUGCUGCUGCACCGGACCCCGCUGCUGGGCUCCAAACAGGACAUGUCUCGGUCCUCCCUGGCAGACCUCCUCCUGUCGGACCUCCUGCAGGUGGAGAACGAGGCUCUGGAGGAGGAGAACUUCCCUCUGGCCGAAGGAGAGCCCGAGGACAUCCGCGUGGACCUGGAACGGGCCGCCGCCGCCGGCAGCGGGCCGCUGCUCGCCCCCCGAGAGAGGAAAGCAGGCUGCAAGAACUUCUUCUGGAAGACCUUCACUUCCUGCUGA
Messenger RNA from Chelmon rostratus (copperband butterflyfish), 372 nucleotides. RefSeq names its product somatostatin 1, tandem duplicate 1 (gene sst1.1). The record is from RefSeq and is a predicted model, not a curated record. The transcript is spliced from 2 exons. Bases 1 to 372 code for a protein of 123 amino acids. Lineage: Eukaryota; Metazoa; Chordata; Actinopteri; Chaetodontiformes; Chaetodontidae. Gene Ontology annotation, biological process: regulation of cell migration. Gene Ontology annotation, cellular component: extracellular region. Gene Ontology annotation, molecular function: hormone activity.